This is a messenger RNA of Oncorhynchus masou masou (cherry salmon), 2726 nucleotides long. Its product is annotated as adhesion G protein-coupled receptor B3-like. The annotation marks the transcript as partial. The transcript has 5 exons. Lineage: Eukaryota; Metazoa; Chordata; Actinopteri; Salmoniformes; Salmonidae. The record is from RefSeq and is a predicted model, not a curated record.
GGUACCAGAAUCUAGUAACCAUGUCCUGGUCUGUCCCCUUUUAAAGGGUACCAGAAUCUAGUAGCUAGUAGCCAUGUCCUGGUCUGUCCCCUUUUAAAGGGUACCAGAAUCUAGUAGCUUGUAGCCAUGUCCUGGUCUGUCCCCUUUUAAAGGGUACCAGAAUCUAGUAGAUAGUAGCCAUGUCCUGGUCUGUCCCCUUUUAAAGGGUACCAGAAUCUAGUAACCAUGUCCUGGUCUGUCCCCUUUUAAAGGGUACCAGAAUCUAGUAGCUAGUAGCCAUGUCCUGGUCUGUCCCCUUUUAAAGGGUACCAGAAUCUAGUAGCUUGUAGCCAUGUCCUGGUCUGUCCCCUUUUAAAGGGUACCAGAAUCUAGUAGCUUGUAGCCAUGUCCUGGUCUGUCCCCUUUUAAAGGGUACCAGAAUCUAGUAGCUUGUAGCCAUGUCCUGGUCUGUCCCCUUUUAAAGGGUACCAGAAUCUAGUAGCUUGUAGCCAUGUCCUGGUCUGUCCCCUUUUAAAGGGUACCAGAAUCUAGUAGCUAGUAACCAUGUCCUGGUCUGUGGUGAGAUGUCUGAUGAGUGGAAGAUUAACAUUUUUAGAUUGUUGUGGUUCAUGUUGGACAAGUAAAAUCAGUCAAAGUAAACGCUCUGUUAGAAAUGAAGUCUUCACAUAACCCUACGACAUUGUGUUUGCUUCUAUCCCUCACAUAACGCCUCUACGAUUUACACAGCCCUGUUUUACCCACCAACCUCCCUCUCUCCCAGGAGACAGCUCCAAGAGCAACGCUGGUAUAACACUACCGACUAAUGCUGUGUACAUGUAAUGGCAGCACUGAUGUUGCAGUAAUAAGAUAACUGUGAAGUUUCUCGCCUCUCUUCCCACGUCUAGUUCUUUGUCCCAAAUGGCACUGUAUUUCCUAGUGCCCUAUGGGCCCUGGUCAAGCAGACUACAGUAUAUAGGACAUGUGGGGGACAUUUGAGAUGUGGUUUUGACCUAUGUAACGGCUGCACUGAUACGGACUAGAUGUUGUCCUCAUCUCUCACUAGUUAACUGUACUGUUGUCCUCAUCUUUCACUAGUUAACUGUACUGUUGUCCUCAUCUCUCACUAGUUAACUGUACUGUUGUCCUCAUCUCUCACUAGUUAACUGUACUGUUGUCCUCAUCUCUCACAAGUUAACUGUACUGUUGUCCUCAUCUCUCACUAGUUAUCUGUAAUGUUGUCGUCUCUCACUAGUUAACUGUACUGUUGUCCUCAUCUCUCACUAGUUAACUGUACUGUUGUCCUCAUCUCUCACUAGUUAACUGUACUGUUGUCCUCAUCUCUCACUAGUUAACUGUACUGUUGUCCUCAUCUCUCACUAGUUAUCUGUAAUGUUGUCGUCUCUCACUAGUUAACUGUACUGUUGUCCUCAUCUCUCACUAGUUAACUGUACUGUUGUCCUCAUCUCUCACUAGUUAACUGUACUGUUGUCCUCAUCUCUCACUAGUUAACUGUACUGUUGUCCUCAUCUCUCACUAGUUAACUGUACUGUUGUCCUCAGCUCUCACUGGAUAACUGUAAUGUUGUCCUCAUCUCUAACUAGUUAACUGUAAUGUUGUCCUCAUCUCUCACUAGUUAACUGUACUGUUGUCCUCAUCUCUCACUAGAUAACUGUAAUGUUGUCCUCAUCCCUAACUAGUUAACUGUAAUGUUGUCCUCAUCUCUCACUAGUUAACUGUAAUGUUGUCCUCAUCUCUCACUAGUUAACUGUACUGUUGUCCUCAUCUCUCACUAGUUAUCUGUAAUGUUGUCCUGACCUCUCACUAGUUAACUGUAAUGUUGUCCUCAUCUCUAACUAGUUAACUGUACUGUUGUCGUCUCUCACUAGUUAACUGUAAUGUUGUCCUCAUCUCUAACUAGUUAACUGUAAUGUUGUCCUCAUCUCUCACUAGUUAACUAUAAUGUUGUCCUCAUCUCUCACUAGUUAACUGUACUGUUGUCCUCAUCUCUCACUAGUUAUCUGUAAUGUUGUCUUCACCUCUCACUAGUUAACUGUAAUGUUGUCCUGACCUCUCACUAGUUAACUGUAAUGUUGUCCUCAUCUCUCACUAGUUAAUUGUACUGUUGUCCUCAUCUCUCACUAGUUAACUGUACUGGUGUCCUCAUCUCUCACUAGUUAACUGUAAUGUUGUCCUGACCUCUCACUAGUUAACUGUAAUGUUGUCCUGACCUCUCACUUGUUAACUGUAAUGUUGUUGUCGUCUCUCCAGAUCUAUCCAGGUGCAGUGGAGCUGAUGCAGGUCAUCGAGGAAUUCAUCCACAUCGUUGGCCUGGGCAUGAAGGAUUUCCACAACGCCUAUCUGAUGACUGGGAACUUGGUGGCCAGCAUCCAGAGGCUCCCGGCACUGUCUGUGAUGACUGACAUCAACUUCCCUAUGAAGGGACGUAAAGGCAUGGUGGACUGGGCCAGGAACUCUGAGGACAAGGUGGUUAUCCCCAAGGGCAUCUUCCUACCACAGUCUGCAGACAUGGAUGGAUCACCUGUUUUCAUCUUGGGGACUGUCCUGUACAAGACUCUGGGACUGAUGCUGCCUUCACCAAGGAACCACACGGCAGUGAGCUCCAAAGUCAUUGCUGUCACAGUGAGACCAGAGCCCAGGAUAACAGAGUCACACCUGGAGAUCGAGCUGGCUCACCUGGCCAACGGAACCCUGAGUCCUUACUGUGCAUUGUGGGAUAACGGCGUCAU